This is a messenger RNA of Botrytis cinerea B05.10, 1830 nucleotides long. RefSeq names its product Bcgrx2 (gene Bcgrx2). Gene Ontology annotation, molecular function: glutathione disulfide oxidoreductase activity. The record is from RefSeq and is a predicted model, not a curated record. The transcript has 3 exons. Gene Ontology annotation, cellular component: Golgi lumen; cytoplasm; cis-Golgi network. The coding region runs from base 587 to 1402 and encodes 271 amino acids. Gene Ontology annotation, biological process: cellular response to oxidative stress. NCBI's taxonomy places the organism in Eukaryota, Fungi, Ascomycota, Leotiomycetes, Helotiales, Sclerotiniaceae.
GAAAGAUUAAUAAAACGUGGGUGGAAAGUUACAUCCAAUUGCAAAGUUUAACACCCGGUAAGGUUCAAGGAAAGGAUCGCAAUCUAUCCAGGGAGCACCAACUAGUGGAGCGAAGCUUGAAACGGGAAAUAUUGGAUCUUCGACCAUCAAUCUAUCUACUAGCUGGGUACAAGUGGUGCACCAAAACGAGAAUAAUUACCUUCGACACGAGCAGAUAAUUAUUAAGUCACAAUUUAUUUGUGGGAACGAAAGGACGAAACGAUACGUGGUGUGAAGUCUUCGGAUUGUCGGCUUAUCUAUUGGGAUUGAAUUGCGAUUGGCAUUGGCAUUGGCAUUGGGGUUGACAGCUGGUUUCUUACGACGAUUCAUUGCAGACCUGAGCGGUUUGAAAUCCAUACGAAACAAUUGCCUCGUACGCCGUUGGGAAAACGUGCAGAUUCUGCAGUGCUCUUGAUUAAAGAAGGGGGGAAGGGUCAACGAGAAAAGGAGCGAAAGCAAGCAAUUUCGCACAAGAUUGCACGCCCCAACGUACCUACCACUACCGCGCAAAUUACAACAAACGUCCAGCACAGCAUUCGCAGUAGCAAUGGGAAAGUACUACGAAGCUAAUCCUCCUUACUAUAAGGAAAAGCCCACCAAGAUGGCUUCUAUGCGACGUAUAAAAGUCUUCGGCAUUCUCGUCUUCAUCGCCGUCGUAUCCCUCCUCUUCUAUACUUCUUCUCUUCGUCAACAACGCAAUCUCUCCAAAUCCGACUCUGGAGAUUUCUACAGCAAGACCAUGAAUGGAUUAGGGAAACAAGAAGUGGCAGCUGCAGGAGGCCGAAACGACGAAGAUGAGAAAGUAGCAAAAGAAAUGCAACAAAGAUUGAAAGAUGCGGCAGAUAAAGCAAGAGAUAACGCGAAUGCGAAGGCGUUUAAACCUGAUCCACCAUCGCAGGUUGUGGGGAAGGGAAAUGCGGCGGAGGGGCAGGGCGGGGAGAGGAGUGUUGCGGGACGGAAGAAGAUGGGUGAUAAGGCGCAGGAAGUUGUUAAAGAGGGAGAGAAGGAGGAGGAAGAUAUGGAGGUCACGACUGAAUUGAAUACUAUUUUGAAGAAGUCGCCGAUAAUCAUUUUCUCCAAAUCUUACUGCCCGCACUCUAAGCGCGCAAAGGAUAUCCUACUCGAAAAAUACAGAAUCGAUCCGCUCCCAUAUGUGGUGGAAUUAGAUAAACAUCCCCUAGGAGGAAAAUUACAAGGGAGAUUGAAUCAACUUACUGGAAGGAGAACAGUUCCCAACGUGUUGGUUAAUGGGGUCAGUAUUGGAGGUGGUGAUGAUGUGGCAGAAUUGGAUGAAAAGGGAACGUUAGGAGAGAAGGUGAAAGAUUUGGGGGGAAAGAAAAUUCUAAGCGUUAAGGCUAAUUAAGGGGGGGAAAGGAGGAAGGAAAGGAAUGGGACAGGAAAAAGGACAUUACUACGCAAGCGUCUUGUGCAAGCAGACAACAAGAGUUAGCACGCAGAAUAGCCCUUUAAUAGCGUUUUAGUUUCGUUGUGCUGGGAAUCGAAAUCAAGCUUUGCAUUAUCAUGCCUUCUUUCGGAUGGAUUGAUAGGAGUACUUCCUUUUGUCGUUUUUUUCUUUUCAAACGUAUAUAUUUUCAUAGAGAAAUGGAUAUUUUUCUCGAUUGAGAAUUUAAAAUCCAUCAUGUUCAGAUUAGUGAACUGGAAUUCUGGAUGUCUAGAGUAGGUAGGGUGAGAAUGAAUGUUGGGGGGCUUCUCUUGAGCUUUCUUGAGGAGAUGAUCACGUUGAUGAUGACGGUACUGCUGGGUAUUAAUAUUUCUGGUUCGUGUAUGCCA